UAUUCAGCAGUCAGCACUCUGCUGUGAGCAGUCGAACAGUGAAGUUGUGUUACACCGCGCAAUAAAACGAUCGUAAAAUAACACGCGAAUUUAAGUUUGAUAAUUAAUUAGUGAGAGUGUAUUGUGCACUGUUUGGAACGGCUGUUAUGUUUGCACCUAAGAUGUGCUGAUUUAAAAAUUUCGGUAACCUUGUUAUUUCAUAAUAGAAAACCAAUUAAAACUUUACCAAAUUAACACGAAUCAGUUAUGGUUUAGCAACUAGCCUUGGUACACACGAAAGAAAGGUGUUAGCUGAUAAUGGUGUGAUUUCGUCCUUUUGAUGUGUCAAUAAUGGCAUUCUACCGUUGUGGACCGACGGCGAUCGGCAGCCGGGCAUCCUGGUCCGUGACCAGCCCUGAUAAGACAUACGAGCGUCCUCUAAGUGGAAAUUAUGAUAGGAUCUUCAACGCCUUCGAGAGGACCAACGCAUUUGAGUACGUCAAGAGCACCUUCGAGGGGAAGGAAGAAAGGCAUACGGGAUGCGGUGAACUGGUGGUAAAUCGCAGAAUGUCGAGCAGUUUCGAGAGGGCGGACUGUGCGCUGGCUGCGCAGACGCCGUGUUCUGAAGACGAGGAGUUUUAUAAGGAGAAGGUGCUCUACUCACAGGCCAGACAGCUGUUCCCAUUGCAGGAGGACUUGGCUGAUUGGAUCAAUAAAACUAUUGGUAUCACAUACCUCACGGGCGAGAACUUUCUAGAUGUUCUGGACAACGGUGCUGAAUUGUGUCAGCUGGCUGCCGUCAUACAUGACCGGGCGCGGGAGGCGCUCGACCAGGGAAUUAUAGUUGGGCCGGUGCCAGCGAUCAGAGGAAGAUGUUGGCAACGUGCAGCAAGGCGCAGCUUCUUCUCUCGGGACAACGCCGAGAACUUCAUCACCUUCUGUCGUGAAUUGGGCGUUCAUGAAAACUUGCUGUUUGAAAGCGAUGACCUUGUCCUUCACAACCAACCACGACAGGUGAUCCUCUGUCUUCUAGAAGUGGCCAGACUGGCCACGAAGUUCAACGUAGAGCCUCCAGGUCUAGUCGCGCUGGAGAAAGAAAUCGCACUGGAAGAACGGGACUCGGGAUUAGAUUCAGCCAUGUCUGGAGCAGCCUGGCAGUUCAGGGACUCAUCACCACCUCUUGAUAAACCAACCAAAAAAGAGAAGCAAACAUUGGAACCUAAUGAGACCUUAAAUUCCAGAAUUAAUAGGCCUACUGUCGAUCCUCGCAAUCAACAGAUUCGGAUAUAUAUCAAUAAUCCAUUUUGCCUACUUGUUUUUAUGGAGUUUUAUGGAAUACCUUUUAUUGCAAAUGAAGUAUGCGUGGAGGACAGCGUGGAAGUGGCGAGCACGCGAUCGGAUAGUUCCUCUGACACCGAUGUUCCACUCAGACCCACGAAUGAGCUCGACAAAAGGGUACAAUCAAUAACACGUCUAUUGGAACGUGGUUGUAGAUGUGGUUCGGGCAAAUGUUCACGGCUGUUGAAAGUGAAGAAAGUGGGUGAAGGGCGGUACAAUAUCGCCGGCAGAAAUGUCUUUAUAAGGUUACUAAAAGGUCGCCACAUGAUGGUCCGCGUCGGCGGUGGCUGGGACACUCUGGAGCACUUCCUAUCUCGUCACGAGCCCUGUCAGGUGCGCCUUGUCACUCCAGGACGCCGAGACCUUCUGCCACUCGCACCCACACCCGCUUCCAACACCGCAAAGGAGAGAACUACACCGUCCCCCACCAACCGUAUCUCACCCAAUAGAACCACCCCAUCCCCAAGUAGUACCGAAAAGAUCUCGCGGAACAGCGUCUCCCCGUCGAGUAGCAAAACCUCCCUCAAAGAAUCUUCCGUUUCCCCAGCUCAUAGCAAAGCUUCUAUCGACAGCUCACCAGUCGAGCCCUUCAAACAAAAACCCAAGAACACCCCAAAGACCACACCCAACAAACCAGUUACAAGAAAUCGUUCCGCUUUAACGUUACCCCUGAACGAGAAGCCGAGAAAGCAAUCAGCCCCGGCCAGCUUCAGCACUCCAAACACACCAAUAAACAGACCUGAACAGAGGAAGUCCGUGCCGACGCCCAAAAAAUCUCGCAGCAUGAGUCUAGCGCUCCAGAACGAUAAGAAAUUCUGCGGCACAGACAGAUUGAACCAAGCCAGAAAAUCCAGCGUACCUGACGCGCGAAAAACUCGAAGCCAGAGUUUAGCGUCGACACCAAUAAAUGAGCCGAAGAAAUUGCUGCCCACGUAUGGAAAGAAGACAAGAAGCAUGAGUCUGGCAACCACAAAUGACUUUCCGAAGCCCUUGAAGAAGAGUCUGUCGGCCAGCAGCACUCCAGUAACGCAGGCAGCUAUAGAAGAGAGUAUCAGAUUGUCGUUGGAAGCGACGAUUGCUGACCCUACGUCGCCUAAGAAGCCAUUCCUUCACAUCAAAGCCAAAUAUAGAAGUCCACCACCAAGAGAAGUGCCGCCGAGAUAAUUCAUUCCAUAAGGAACUUGUGGAGCAUAUUUAUAUACGUGACAAGCAUGCGUCACAUUUGGAAAUCAUCACAAAGUUUAUUUUGGGAAUCCUUUUCAUAUAAAUAAAUAUAUAUACCAUGAUCGGCAAGAUAAUCCGUAUUCCACGAAGUAAUUUCUGACGGAUAGAGACAACUGGAUAAUGUCAAAUUGGCAUAAGAGAACUAAAAGCCUUGUCUUGAGAGAUGUCAAGUUGUCAAGAAACAAAUGACAGUUGAGACUUUUGACAAGUUUGGGAAUACGGCCAGAGCAAGAAAAUAUAAGCGUCAAAGAAUAACAAUAAAUAUUGGUACAACAUUAAAUGUACCUAAAUAAUAAUACAAAGUAAUAACAAUUAUUACAAAAAUCUUGCUUAGAUUUUGAUGGCUUGGAUAGUCUGUGGUGCUAAAGCAAAAGCAGUCUAUGGAUUUUCAAAAUAAUUGUGAUUAAAACAAACUCUGCUCCCAAAGUUCCAUUCCUAAUACCAAUACGUAGAUUUUAUAAAUACGCUAUUUAUUAUAAAAUCUACUAUUCAGUGGUAUUUUAGCUUUAGAUAUUGUAAGUGUUUGCACGCAUAGAUUUUCAUAGAAUUUGUUCGCAAUGAAUAAUGUUCAAUAUUUUGUUUAGUUCAAUAAUGCCCACAGCGCUGUUCAUAAUUUCAAUUCUAUUUUCAUUUUAAUAAAAUAUUCAAUGGCCAUAUAAUAAUUGCCGUCACAUAUAAUAAAUAUAAUGCUAUUUUCGAAUAUUUAAUGUCAUAACGAUACUUGUCAAGAUGCUUUUAUGAUUGUACAUUGUCAAAGUAAGAUUUUGAACAUUUGAGCUUGACAGGGAACACCACAGACUAGUUGACAAUACAGAAUAAGAACUUGGUACGCUUUAAAUUAUUAAGAUAGAUUAUAAAACCAGUGGCUGUAUCUGUUUCGUAAUCAUUUGUUUUUUUCUUAUAGGCAAGUAGGUCAGACUUCUUAGCCUGACAUUUACCGACUUUUGGGUCUAUAGCAGGGUUUCCUUACUAUAUUUUCCUUCAGCGUACGAGCAACUGUUACAAUGCGCAUAGACAUAAAGCCUAGACUAGACCAACACAAUGCGUAGACAUAGCAUGCUUUAUAAUCUGUUAAAUUAAUAUUAAUUAAUCAUAUCAAAAAGUCAGGACUGGGUAAUUCAUUAGCUCUUUUGAAUUUUCCUGUGGUCGUAGGUUCGAUCCCCGGCUGUGCACUGGACUUUCAUUCUAUGUGCGCAUUUAACAUUCGCUCGAACGCCGA
Pieris napi is the source of this 3760-nucleotide messenger RNA. It is a transcript of the gene gas2, whose product is annotated as GAS2-like protein 3. NCBI's taxonomy places the organism in Eukaryota, Metazoa, Arthropoda, Insecta, Lepidoptera, Pieridae. The transcript is spliced from 13 exons. Gene Ontology annotation, cellular component: actin filament. Gene Ontology annotation, biological process: actin crosslink formation. Bases 331 to 2481 code for a protein of 716 amino acids. The record is from RefSeq and is a predicted model, not a curated record. Gene Ontology annotation, molecular function: actin filament binding; cytoskeletal adaptor activity; microtubule binding.